Molecule: messenger RNA, 1449 nt
Organism: Fraxinus pennsylvanica
Lineage: Eukaryota; Viridiplantae; Streptophyta; Magnoliopsida; Lamiales; Oleaceae
Source: the annotation of a GenBank genome assembly
AUGGCGGCUACAAACCUCCUCUGUCAAACCACAACAAUCCAUCCCACAAAAUCCCUGAAAAUUCCAUUAAAUCGGUUUCCCAUAAAACCCAUUUUACCCUUCGAACUCAAGCUCACUUCAAGACUCGCCUCUCUGAGCGUAAAGGCAGUUCUGUCCACUGCCGAGCCCCAAACCCAGAAGAUUUGGCACUGUUUCACUAAAUCUGAAGAUGGGUAUUUGUAUUGUGAGGGAAAUAAGGUUCAGGAUGUUAUGGAUACUGUGGAAAAGAGGCCUUUUUAUCUCUACAGUAAGCCGCAAAUUACUAGGAAUGUUGAGGCAUAUAAAGAGGCUUUGGAGGGUUUGAAUUCAAUAAUUGGUUAUGCUAUUAAGGCCAAUAACAAUCUUAAGAUUUUGGAGCAUUUGAGAAAAUUGGGAUGUGGGGCUGUUUUGGUCAGUGGGAAUGAACUCAAGUUGGCUCUCCAUGCUGGUUUUGAUCCCACAAGGUGUGUCUUCAAUGGGAAUGGAAAAAUCUUGGAGGAUCUAGUCCUAGCCGCGCAAGAAGGUGUUUUUGUAAAUAUUGAUAGCGAAUUUGAUCUGGAAAACAUUGUAGCUGCAGCAAGAAUUGCUGGGAAGAAAGUAAAUGUGCUACUACGAAUUAAUCCAGAUGUAGAUCCUCAGGUCCAUCCAUAUGUUGCCACUGGGAACAAGAACUCCAAAUUUGGUAUUCGAAAUGAGAAGCUACAGUGGUUUCUAGAUGCCGUGAAGGCACAUCCUCAAGAACUGAAGCUUGUCGGUGCUCACUGUCAUCUUGGCUCUACCAUUACAAAGGUGGACAUUUUCAGAGAUGCUGCAGUCCUUAUGGUGAACUACAUCGAUGAAAUUCGAGCACAGGGCUUUGAAAUUGAUUACUUAAACAUUGGAGGUGGUCUAGGAAUUGAUUAUUAUCAUACCGGAGCUGUCCUUCCCACUCCUAGAGAUCUUAUUGAUACUGUUCGGGAGUUGGUUCUUUCACGGAAUCUUAAUCUAAUUAUUGAACCUGGAAGAUCACUUAUUGCAAAUACUUGCUGCUUGGUCAAUCGUGUCACUGGAGUCAAAACCAAUGGGACCAAAAAUUUUGUUGUCAUUGAUGGCAGCAUGGCGGAACUUAUUCGUCCAAGUUUGUAUGGAGCCUAUCAGCACAUAGAGCUGGUUUCUCCCUCGUCACCAGAUGCCGAGAUUUCCACUUUUGAUGUCGUGGGUCCCGUUUGUGAAUCAGCAGAUUUCUUGGGGAAGGACAGAGAACUACCAACGCCAACGAGUGGGGCUGGCCUUGUAGUUCAUGAUGCAGGUGCAUACUGCAUGAGUAUGGCUUCAACAUACAAUCUCAAGAUGCGUCCACCAGAAUAUUGGGUCGAAGAGGAUGGAUCAGUAUCCCAAAUUCGGCUCGGGGAGACAUUUGAUGACCACUUAAGAUUUUUUGAGGGCCUAUAA